AUGCCCGGGGUACCAAAAGACCACAUGACCGCUUCGACGAUUUUCGACGACGACCCCGCAUCUUUCGGCGCCCCCACUUCCCAACCUCAGAAUGAGACGCGUUUCAGUUUUGACUCAGAAUUCACAGCCCGCGUGCGAACUGUUCUCGUCGCUGGGAACCCCGGGAAAGAAUUCGAUCAUGUGCUCACUCUCCACCAAGCCAUGACCGGAGCCAUCCUCUCCGUAAAGCGCCUCAGGAAAGGUAACACCGCCAGCGAUACCCGUCGCAAAUCUUCCAGUUCUCGCGCAUUGUACCCUGUCGCAUCGUGUGUCAAGAUCACGCCGUGGGAUGAAGUCGCAAGGACGGGAACCGUGGCCAUUCAUUUUGACAAGCCUGACAAUGUUGAUGUCGAGUCACAUGAAGUCCGCCAAGCGAGGCAGGCAGGUAAGCUUGGAAGGUCUCGCCAAUCCACUAGAACAGCUCGCACCAAGGUCACCAUGAUUUCCGUUCGCGGUUGGUCUUUAGAAUCCGUGGCGGCCGUCCGCCAGACAUGGGACGCCCUCAGCGAAGCGGUCGCACUGAGAAGAUCCAUCAGCAACGCUCAAACGCCACGUGUCUCAUCCGAUCGCAUUACUUUGCGCACUACCAUUAUUGAUGAGAAGACCAGGAUGCGAGAGAGGCGUCGACGCUCUGAAGAUCGCCGGCUUUUGCCCAGCAUUUCUCCGUCGUCUACAGGUCGACUUUCUCAGGGACGAAAAGCAAUGAACAUCAUGUCUUCAUCCAAGAAGGCAACCGCUGGUCGGUAUUCUGCACUUUCGAAGGGAGCAACUGGACGAACAAGCUUUUCAGCAUCUCUUAUUGGCGCUCCCAACCUCAGCGACUUUGACAAGAAACCGCUACGGAAUGCUACCCCCAGAACUCCUCCUGCAAAGGCCCCUGCUCCAGUUCGCAGAGUGUUGAAUUGGAACAAUUCACCUGACACAGACCCAACGCCGGCAAACUCAAAUUCUAUUGCCACGCAGAAAUCUGGUCAAAAACGCGAACGGGAGACCGCUUCAUCUGCCGAGGUGUUGGCCAAGCGACAAAAGUACAUCUCAGAGCAGCUCAAAAGUCAUAAGAGGCUCUCUCAAACUGCGCCAUCGAAUAGGAUGCUGCGCUCCAGCCUGCAGACUCUUCCUAAGAGCUCCACAUCCUCCAUUUCCAAUAAUGCUUCAGGUAUUGUCAAUGAUGGAAAUACAUGUUAUCUCUCUGCCACUGUCCAAGCUUUGAUGUGUGACCAGGAUCUGAUGGACCGUCUCCGCAGACGGACGCAGUCAUGCCCAAAGUCGGCACCGUUUUCAGCAGCAUUGAAGGAAAUGUGUGACGAUCGAGACUCUUCGAAAACGCUGAGGGCAGGGCUCAUCCGACAGGCCGUAUCGAAGCAUUUUUCUCAAUUCUCUUCUUCAGACCAACAAGACGCCCACGAGUUUUUUCUUCGAUGUCUUGAUGUCUUGGCACGAGAGUUUGCAUCGGGAAAGCUUCAAGAGUCCCCGACGCACGCCAGCUAUUCCCUUGUACAAGAACAGCAGUUUACAUGCACAUCAUGUGGCCACCAAACGAAACCGCGCCAUGAAAUUUUGCGAGGUCUGAGCCUUGAUAUACCAGAACUAACAGAAACGAGUGGUGAAGUCAUAGAAAUAUCCGAACGCUCCAUCCAAGACCUUGUCAAUGUUUACUUUGCUCCUCAAGAUUUACACUUGGAUUGCGAUAGUUGUGAUGGGAAAAAUGCCAAGUCACACACUGCGAUCGUCCUGCCACCCCGCUCUCUUGUUCUUCACGUCAAGCGGUUUGGUCUCGAUUAUGAUAGCAACACUGGAGUUGCCUCGAUUACGAAAAUUUCUGACCGUGUCAAUAUCCCGGAAAGCAUCUCCCUAUGUUCAGUUCUUGCCCGUACAGCAUCGUCAUUCCAAGAUGCUGUUUCAGCAAGGACGUGCGCGGAUCUCGUUGAUAAGAAUUCGCUUAGUGAUGUAACCACGAGUUCCGUUCACAAGAUCGGGGGUCACUUCUCACCACCCUCAAUUGCCCCAAUAGAUAGUCCAGUGCCAUCAUCAAAGACUCAAUGUCUUAGCCAAGUUUCUCAAGUCCAGCCACCGCCAGAAUCGGAUCCAUCCAAGCGACCCCGCACACAUCAUGAACCUUUUAACUUAGCACGACGGUUUCGCGUUCUUGCAAAUCCAACUCAUGGUAAGAGUAAUGUUGCCCUGUCCACAAGUCUUACCAAGAGUUCCUCACACCACCGCAAUCCAAACGCAUCCGCUCAGGAUGAAAUUCAAGAUGAAAUAUGCGCAUCACAGGCCAGUAUAGCAAUAGGCGGUCAGGUAGGACUUGAACAUCACGUGAAAGCUAUCACAGACCUCGGCUUCUCCAGAGCCGAAGCGCAGCAAACUCUGCGAGAGGCGAAUCACGACAUCACACUGGCCAUGGGCCUGGCAAUGGACAAGAAGCGGCAAUUGCGAGGAACGGUCAAAGACCUCAACGACGAUCUGCUUGAUUGCAUCUCUGAAGUAAAGCAAAGCAAUGUCGUCGGAAACAGGCCUUCGGGAAAGUACAAGCUCGCUGCCGUUAUCCGUCAUCACUCCGAUACUACCGACAAUGGGCACUAUGUAGCUGAUGCGUUGCAGUCGGAUGGAUCAUGGCUUUGCUAUGAUGACGCUUCAGUCUUCAAAAUGAGCCACACAGAACCCCAAUCGCGCGAAGGAUACUUGUGUUGGUACAUUGCCGAAUAAAUUACCUCAGUUUUGGACUCUAUCAUCUCUUGAACGUGAAGUAUGCCUUCGACACGUUAGAUGCAUCGGGAGGGGUCACUGACUUCAAACUCUUUCAGGCUGCAACGAAGUGGAGUAGAGAGUCCGGUAGCUAAAUUUCACUGACCAACUCAUGCAGCUUUAAUGUGACGUCGCCGCCUGAAGCCCUUAAUCCAUCUGCGCAAGGCAUUGGUCACCGUUCGGUGCCAUGGCUCACGAAUGACCGCGCUAGCCAUAGCGGUUGUGAAUAUCGGCACGUAGUCACUGCUAGAAGAUGAGGAAUCGAUUUCAAUUUCAGUGCCGCUAAUCGGGGGAAAGCGUUCCAGGCCCCCCAGCCGGUGUUCCCUGGCUCUCGCCCAAGAAUAAGAUCUUGAUCGGAAUGGAGCUGUGAUUCCAGGCGCUAGCGUCAGUCUCCGUUCCUGGAAAGAGCUCGCAAAUGCCGUCUGGGAUGACAAAGGCCAAUCCGGCUCCGGCGGUUUCGGUUGCUCGUAAGAAAACUCAAGCGGCAUGCCGCCGCGAGUAGCACCAAAUCGUCCAAACUGGGCGUUGAUGGAGGUCCCAUCCCAUUACCUGUUCGUGAUACCGACAGUGCGCGAGUGCGGAGCAACCGUACACGGCUACUACAACAGCAACUAGGGCGUCAAGUAGGGGGGACUUGAGUCAUAAUUUUGUUGAAACGUCCCGCAUAGAACAUAGUCAGCGCCGUGCACGCGGAAGGGGACGGGGCCAACGACGUCGUUAACUGCCCUCUGAAGAGCCAGGCCCCUGGUGAGACCAAGACCGGUUGAGGCAAGCUGAAGAAAAUAAAUGAUUGUCGAAAAAACACAUCACUGAAUGGCCCACCUGUACAUCUGCAACGGUCAUGUCCAGCCAGACAAAACCCGGCAUUGCAUGCAGUGACCAUGAUUCACCUCAUGCACGGGCCCCACCUUCCAGCUCGUGAGUCCCAUGAUGCGCACACCAUAUCCUCUUGCGGCAAGAGCAAGAGGUGCCACCUCUUGCUCUUGCCGCAAGAGUCUUGCCUGGCAUCCGAAAGGGGUUGUCUAACAAGAACCUCCAACGAGAGAUGGGUUACAGAAGCUUGCGCAUCCAGAUCCUCUGACGGAGGCGAAAGCGAGGGAAUGCCUACAUGCUCUGAGCAGAUCUCGAUGUGUCCUUAACAAACACUGGAUCCACCGGCGUGUUCGAAACUGAAAUCUUCGCGAGCGCGCCAUGCGUCGAAAGCCUGAUACUUCCAGUAUCUUGACGGUACGUCCUGCUCUGGCACAUCGAAAAUACUUUCGUCCAUGCGAGCAAACAAGUGCCGCGGUGGGCCAACGCAGCCGCCCAUGUUCGAAUAGCUAAUAAAGCUCUCGUCGAGAUGA
This is a messenger RNA of Chondrus crispus (carragheen), 4127 nucleotides long. RefSeq lists its product as hypothetical. Gene Ontology annotation, cellular component: cytosol; nucleus. The transcript is spliced from 2 exons. Gene Ontology annotation, biological process: protein deubiquitination. The record is from RefSeq and is a predicted model, not a curated record. The coding region runs from base 1 to 2745 and encodes 914 amino acids. Gene Ontology annotation, molecular function: cysteine-type endopeptidase activity; cysteine-type deubiquitinase activity. NCBI's taxonomy places the organism in Eukaryota, Rhodophyta, Florideophyceae, Gigartinales, Gigartinaceae.